Pseudomassariella vexata is the source of this 609-nucleotide messenger RNA. RefSeq lists its product as uncharacterized. The coding region runs from base 1 to 609 and encodes 202 amino acids. Lineage: Eukaryota; Fungi; Ascomycota; Sordariomycetes; Amphisphaeriales; Pseudomassariaceae. The transcript has 4 exons. The record is from RefSeq and is a predicted model, not a curated record.
AUGGCCGACAGGACGAAGACGAGUAGACACAGGCAAGAUGACGACAAGAGUGAGGGAUACAGACGCCUCUGGCUCAUCGAGCCCAGGUUGACUCCUUCUUUGAAACCAAUGUCAUUGGUGGCCACCACGAAAACGAAGGCGGAAAGGGAGAAGAUGCAAUUGAUCAGAAGGAUGGACAACAAGACGGACCGGACCCAGCAUGUUGCCUUUGCAUCUGCUAUUAGCACCAACAUACUUCAAAUACGUCAUAUGGGAAUUUUUGCUUUCACUGACUUUCAUCGAGUCUCGACAGAACAUGCUGAAGCUCGACGUGGCGAUCAAGACCUUUUCGCUCGUAGUGUAGAGAACGUUGAUGGGGCCGUCGAGGUCGUUGGGCUCUACGCGCACGCAAUGGCCAUCAUCUGCAAAAGGCAACCUAAAGUGCACCAGAGGCCAGAUCAAAUUAUGAGAAGGGUGGAUCCAGAUGCCGACGUCAGCCGGAGCCUACCUGACGGGCCAACAGGCAAAUACAAACCAAAUAUAUCCAAGCUUUGGAAUGGGUACCGAGGGGGGCGGACAAUUUCGGAUUCCGAGGCGGUGCAGGCACAUGGGGUCAUUGUCCUUUGCUAG